Messenger RNA from Magallana angulata, 1564 nucleotides. RefSeq names its product arylacetamide deacetylase-like. The transcript is spliced from 6 exons. The coding region runs from base 1 to 1527 and encodes 508 amino acids. NCBI's taxonomy places the organism in Eukaryota, Metazoa, Mollusca, Bivalvia, Ostreida, Ostreidae. Gene Ontology annotation, molecular function: hydrolase activity. The record is from RefSeq and is a predicted model, not a curated record.
AUGAAUUCACAGAGGUACACGGGCCGGGGGGAGCCGAUCCAUCAACGCUCCGGAAAUAAGCGAGGAACGAUUAGCGAUACGUGUCCUGGACCAAGGGUCAAUGAUAGCGGUCCUCUUCACGAUAAUCGAACCACCCCAAGUGUUCUGUCAGCCACCCCCAAGCGUUCAUCUACAUUCUCCGCCGAGAAAGCAACUGAUACUAGUAACACAAGGGGAGUCCGACUCGCCGGACCUGUUCAGGUGUCCCGUGUCCUGUAUCCAUUGGAUAUGCUGAAAUGGUUCCUGGUGCUCGGCGUCCUGGUUGCCGUUGGUUACCAGAUUUGCGUCAGUGUCGUGCAUCCGGUGCCUUCGGAGCUAGAGGAGAGGGAUAAGGUCGCUGUAUUGGAUGCCAUUGGCCAUAUUGGAAACAAUGUGCUGUUGACGGCGGCGAGGUUUGGGGUGGACCUGGCGGCCUACAGACCAGUCAAACUAUUGGUGGACAGUGUCUACUCUCUGAUCCUGAACGGAGUGUCCCCGGAACCGUACACAGAUGUGGAGAUCCGGGACACUACAAUAGCCGAGGUUCCCGUCCGAGUGUUUAUUCCCAGGAAGCAAAAGAAAGCAAUGUUUCCCGCCAUGAUCUACCUACACGGCGGGGGGUGGCCCUGGCUCUCUGUGGAUGUUUAUAGCAGAUUCCUCAGUCAUCUGUGCAAUGCUACCAACCUGAUGAUCAUUGCAGUACGAUAUCGUCAACCCCCUAGUCAUAUCUAUCCAGUCAGUCUAAACGAUUGUCGAAAUGUGACCUGGUCAACAUUGGCGGGAAAAAGUGGACUUCCCAUUCACCCGCGUUACGUCAUAAUCGGUGGAGAUGAAGCCGGUGGCAACAUGGCAGCUGCCCUUGCCUUGGAAUUCCGCUCGAAAAUUUACAUGCAAAUUCUUUUGAACCCCAAACUACAAAUGUUUGAUUUUCUGACCCCUUCAUACCAAGAUCACAAAAACAUUCUCACCGGAGUGACGUCAUCAGCCAGAUCGGCAGUGGAUUGGCUGAGAUACACCGGAAGUUCUGUCAGCUGGUACCCAGCUCUUUUAAACAAUGCUCACCGAUUUCCAUCCAGUGAGAUCUUACAACAUCAAUCCUACCUUGACGCUGACACAUUCCUUCCAUCUUAUCUGGAGCUGACCAAGUCAAAGACUGUUACCACUAAAGACUAUGACAGUACCAUUGGCAAGGAACUCAAAGACCUCAUAACUUCAGAAUCUCUGUGUCCGGCAUUAGCCAGUAACACCAAAGGUGUUCCUAAUGCCUAUAUAGUGACAUCACAGUUUGAUGUACACAGGGAUGAAGCUGUUAUGUACAUUACAAGACUACAUAAGGACAGUGGCUCCAAAGUGAAACUCAAACACUACAAACAGGCUUUCCAGGGCUUCUUCCCCUUUGCAGGAAAUAAAAGCUGGUUCCGAUUUAAUGUCAGUGACCAAGCUUUACAAGAGCUGGUGGAGUUUAUCAGCUUUCAGGUUCACAGAGUGAUGAAAAACCCUGCAUCCUGAUGAUUAAAAUUAAAUAAAACACUAAACAAACCAUCAA